CUCGAUUGUCAUUGUUUGUACACAUCUCCCUCAUCGUGACACCCAGCGAGCCGACCCCUCGCUUCACAUCUUCGGCAACCGCAGCUCCCAGAACGCUCCGACGUGCAUCUGGUCUCCGCUCGACCGCCCGUCGAUCCAAAAGCGCUGCGACAAGGCGCGCGUAGGCCGGCUUGCAAUCACCCGCGUGUUCUCCUUCUUGCCGCUCCAUCACGUCUUCCUUCCUUCCACCCACAUCCACUCUCGCUUUCUCCUUCAUUGCUCCUAGGUUGCACGUGCGCGCGUGACCCGACACUUGACGGCCCAGCAUGGAUGCAGGAACUGCUGCCGACGGCUACGAGUACAACCCCGAGUACCAGUAUGAGGAGGGGGCAGAGUACGCGGAGGAGUCCGACUCCAUCGCGCAGGAGGACUACUGGAAGGUGAUCAACUCGUUCUUCGACGAGAAGGGUCUGGUGCGCCAACAGCUUGAAUCGUUCAAUGAGUUCGUUGAGAACACCAUGCAGGAGCUCGUCGACGAGAGUUCGAAGUUGACUCUCGACCAACAUACUCAGCACACUGGUGUUGCUGGCGACGAGACACGGCGUUAUGAGAUCCAGUUCGGGCAGAUCUAUCUAGCCAAGGUGGCGAUCACUGAAAUCGACGGUCAGACAGUCGGCAUGUUCCCCCAGGAGGCGCGCUCGCGUAACCUCACAUACGCAGCCCCUUUGUACGUCGACAUGAAGAAGUCGACCCUCACCGCGGGCAACGUCGACGACCCAAUCGAGGCCGACUGGCGUCCAGCAACGGACAUCAACGGCGUGAUGCAGGAGACGGAGGAAGACAAGAUCUGGAUUGGCAAGGUCCCCGUCAUGGUCCGGUCCAACUUCUGUCUUCUCCACGGCCUGCCCGAGGACAACUACUACCAGCUUGGCGAGUGCCCAUACGACCAGGGUGGCUACUUCAUCAUCAAUGGUUCCGAGAAGGUCCUUAUUGCCCAGGAGCGCAUGGCGGCCAACCAUGUCUACGUCUUCAAGAAGGGUGACCCUUCCGCCAUCACCUUUUUCUCCGAGGUGACGAGUCAGAUGGAGAAGGGCGGCAAGAUGCCGUCCAAGACCGUUGUACGGAUGUACGCGCGUGCGGCGGAGCGCACGACCACGGGUUCGGUCAUCCGCGCGUCCUUGCCGUAUACCAAGGUUGACAUUCCCAUCGUCAUCAUCUUUCGCGCUCUCGGCAUUGUGCCGGACCGUGACGUUCUCUCCCACAUCUGCUUUGAUGGGAAUGACACACCUCUGCUCGAAAUGCUGCGGCCAUGUAUCGAGGAGGCGUUCGCCGUGCAGGACCGCGACACUGCGCUCGACUUCAUCGGUCGUCGUGGCCAGCAGGAGAAGGGCACGCGAGCACAGCGUCAACGCGCGGCGUUCGACAUUCUCCAGAAAGAGAUGUUGCCGCACGUGUCUGUCUCCGAGGGGUUCGAGUCAAAGAAGGCGUACUUCCUUGGGUACAUGAUUCACCGCCUGUGCUCAGCGGCCCUGGGGCGCAGGGAGCUCGACGACCGUGACCACUUCGGCAAGAAGCGUCUGGACUUGGCCGGGCCUCUGCUCGCCAAUCUCUUCCGCAUUCUGUUUAAGAAGCUCACGCGCGAUGUCUACCGCCACCUCCAGAAGUGUGUCGAAACGCACAAGGAGUUCACCCUCAUCCAGGCAAUCAAGCCUGGCAUCAUCACCAACGGUCUCAAGUAUUCGCUCGCCACGGGCAACUGGGGUGACCAGGCCAAGGCCAUGCAGGCACGUGCUGGUGUGUCGCAAGUGCUGAACCGCUACACCUUCGCGUCGACGCUCUCCCACUUGCGCCGCACCAACACUCCUAUCGGACGUGACGGCAAGAUUGCCAAGCCACGCCAGCUGCACAACACGCAUUGGGGAAUGGUUUGCCCUGCUGAGACACCAGAAGGACAGGCUUGUGGCCUUGUCAAGAACCUCGCCCUGAUGUCCUACAUCUCCGUUGGCUCCUACUCGGCGCCGGUUAUGGAGUUCCUCGAGGAAUGGGGUCUCGAGGACCAGGGCGAGUACGGCAACGCGCCAUCAGCGACCAAGGUGUUUGUCAACGGUGUGUGGAUGGGCAUCCACAGAGACGCCUAUACCCUCCACCAAAACCUCCUGCAGAUGCGCCGCGGCGGCCAGCUGAAGCACGAGGUCUCGAUCGUGCGUGACAUCCGUGAGCGCGAGCUGCGCCUUUACUCGGACGCAGGCCGUGUGUGCCGUCCGCUCUUUAUCGUCAACGAGGAUACGCAGACAUUGCGGCUGAAGCGCGAGCAUAUUGACCGCCUGGACGCGAUUGCCGAUGGUGCUGUGGAGCUGCAGCAGGGACAAUCGGCGUGGGAUGAGCUGCUGUCGGAGGGCAUUGUCGAGUAUGUCGACGCUGAGGAGGAGGAGACUAUUCUCAUUGCCAUGACGCACGAGGAUCUCGACAAUGCGCAGCAGUUCGAAAGCCGUGAGGAGGUUGCCAAGGCGCAGGCGGCGCACAACCUCGAGGCGUUUGACCCGUCAGCACGUAUUAAGUCGAGCAACUGGUCGCAGAACUACACACACAUGGAGAUUCACCCAAGUAUGAUUCUCGGUGUUUGUGCGUCGAUCAUUCCAUUCCCCGACCACAACCAAUCGCCGCGUAACACGUAUCAGUCGGCCAUGGGCAAGCAGGCAAUGGGCAUCUACCUCACCAAUUACCAGUUGCGCAUGGACACGAUGGCCAACAUCCUGUACUACCCGCAGUCGCCACUUGCUACGACGCAAUCGAUGAAGUAUCUCCGCUUCUCCGAACUACCGGCCGGCCAGAAUGCCAUUGUCGCCAUUCUUUGCUACUCGGGCUACAACCAGGAAGACUCGGUCAUUAUGAACCAGUCGUCGAUUGACCGCGGUCUUUUCCGCUCGCUCUACUACCGUGCGUACACCGACACGGAAAAGAUGGUCGGCAUGCAGAAGGUGGAGGCGUUUGAGAAACCGGAUCGCAACGAGACAUUGCGCAUGAAGUCCGGGCCUAGCGACCGCUACGCGAAGCUUGACGCCGACGGUUUGAUCACGCCUGCGACCAACGUAAACGGCGACGAUAUUAUUAUCGGCAAGACGGCGCCAAUUCCACCAGACUCUGAGGAGCUGGGUCAGCGUUCGGCGACGCACACGAAGCGUGACGUUUCGACGCCGAUGAAGUCAACGGAGCAGGGUGUGGUCGACCAGGUGAUGAUUACGACAAACGGCGAGGGCCUCAAGUUUGUCAAGAUUCGUAUCCGCUCCACGCGUGUGCCGCAGAUUGGUGACAAGUUUGCGUCGCGUCACGGUCAGAAGGGUACUAUUGGUAUCACCUAUCGCCAGGAGGACAUGCCGUUUACUGCUGAGGGCAUUGUGCCCGACCUCAUUAUCAACCCACACGCCAUUCCGUCGCGUAUGACUAUCGGGCACUUGGUCGAGUGUUUGUUGUCCAAGCUUGCGACGCUCACUGGACGUGAAGGUGACGCUACGCCGUUCACGGAACUCACGGUCGAAUCCGUGUCCAAGUUCUUGCGGCAACGUGGCUACCAGUCUCGCGGUCUAGAGGUCAUGUACCACGGUCACACUGGGCGCAAGUUGCGCGCGCAGGUAUACUUUGGUCCGACUUAUUACCAGCGUCUUAAGCACAUGGUGGACGACAAAAUUCACGCGCGUGCUCGUGGGCCACUGCAGAUCCUCACGCGUCAGCCCGUUGAGGGUCGCUCGCGUGACGGUGGUCUCCGAUUUGGCGAGAUGGAAAGGGACUGCAUGAUAUCGCACGGCAUUGCUGGAUUCCUCAAGGAGCGAAUGUACGAGUCGUCCGACGCGUUCCGACUGCACGUGUGCGACCAGUGCGGAUUGAUGGCAAUUGCCAACUUGAAGAAGCAGGAGUUCCACUGCACGGUCUGCCGCAACAGCACGCAGGUGUCACAGAUCUACAUCCCCUACGCGGCCAAGCUUCUAUUCCAGGAGCUCCAGGCUAUGAACGUUACGGUGCGGAUGUACUCUGACGCGGACAACGAGUAGAUGGUGAGGGGUGGAGGAGUGGAGUCGGGACUCGGGGUCGGACGAGGCCGAAGCCAACUGGGGAUGACGGAAGACGGAUGAGGAACGACCAGGCCCCGGCUCGGCCGUGGAGUGCCGGUGGAGUGAGCUUGGGCUGGUCGAGAUUAUUGUAGGCAUUGACACAUUUCUGCAUAUGGUACGGAAGAGGGCGGG
Cutaneotrichosporon oleaginosum is the source of this 4217-nucleotide messenger RNA. Lineage: Eukaryota; Fungi; Basidiomycota; Tremellomycetes; Trichosporonales; Trichosporonaceae. The record is from RefSeq and is a predicted model, not a curated record.